Perca fluviatilis (European perch) is the source of this 3240-nucleotide messenger RNA. It is a transcript of the gene ints3, whose product is annotated as integrator complex subunit 3. Lineage: Eukaryota; Metazoa; Chordata; Actinopteri; Perciformes; Percidae. Gene Ontology annotation, cellular component: cytoplasm. The record is from RefSeq and is a predicted model, not a curated record.
CUGUGCGGAUGUCCGUUACGUUUCUGUUCUCGGGCUGAGUGUCACACACACACAGAGCGGGACUGCGCUCCCAAAUAAGUUUUAAACACACAGCUACCGAGCGAAGCGGCUCGCGCGGAGGCUCCGACACCGACACGAGCCCCCCAGUCUCCGGUACACCGGCAGAACCGGGUCUAACCCCCGUCGAACCGGGAGCUCCAGUGCUUAGCGGCUCCGCGGGGCCCGGCGAGGCGCGGCGGGAGCAGAUGGACGCUGCACCGGCCAAGGCGAAGCCGCAGGGCCGGCUCCUGGUGUCCACCCAGCUGGACGCUAAGGACGAGCUAGAAGAGAGAUUGGAGCGAUGUGUAGGAUUGGUCCAGUCGUUGACCAAUGGGCUGUCAGAGAGAGAGGCCAACGGGCUCACUGCCAACGUGUGUAAAGGUCCGGCCCAGCAUGAGGAGGUGUGUCUGGGUCUGUUCUCUCUGGUCCUCACAGAGCCGGCCCAGGCCCAGAGGUGUUACAGAGACCUGACGCUGCUCAACAGAGAUGGGAUGAACGUGGUUCUGGUGAAGAUCAACCAGAUUCUGAUGGAGAAGUUCCUCAAGCUGCAGGAUGUCCCCAGAACACAGCUGGUGUGGCUGGUCAGAGAGCUGGUGAAGAGCGGUGUGAUCGGAGCUGAUGGAGUCGUCAUGACGCUGCUCAAACAGAUCGCAGGCGGAGACAUUUCCACCAAAAACCUCUGGUUGGCUGAGAGCGUCCUGGACAUCCUGCUGGACCAAAAGGAGUGGGUCCUGAAGAGCGGGAUGCUGAUCGCCAUGUCGGUCUACACCUACCUGCGCCUCAUCGUGGACCACGGCGCUCCCAACCUGCUGAUCCUGCGCCAGAAAGAGGUCGACUACUGCAUCAGCAUGCUGCGGGAGAAGUUCGUGGAGUGCCAGAUCAUCGGCAGAGAUCUGGUUCGGCUGCUGCAGAACGUGGCUCGCAUCCCGGAGAUGGAGCUGGUGUGGAAAGACCUUCUGCACAGCCCACAGGUCCUCAGCCCUCAGUUCACCGGUGUUCUCCAGCUGCUGACUCACACUACACCGCCUCCCGGGUCACCCAUACCCAUCCUGCUGCAUCACCCCACACUGUUGGACUUCAUGUGCAGGAUCAUCCCUCACUUCUUCCCUCCGCUGGAGUCUCAGGUCCGUCAGGGAGUCUUCAACUCGCUCACCUUCAUCAUGGAGAAGAGAGUACUGGCUGGUCUCUCCCUUGAUAUCGUUGACCGAGAGCUUCGAUCGAUGCUCAGAUCCCGACUCUGCAGCUCUUCUCAACCUACUGAAGUCAAAAUGGAGGAGUCCGUUUCCAUGGAGAUGGACAACAACGUGAUGGACAAGGAGGAGGGUUGCUAUGACAGCACGGAGGCCGCCUUCAGCGACGACGAAGAGGAGGUCAACAACAAAGGAAAGAAGAGGGAGUUCCGGUUCCAUCCAAUCAAAGAGGCCGUGGUGGAGGAGCCCGCUGACAUCACACCCUGGCUCGACCAAUUAGACGACACCAUGAAGGAGAAAGUCCAGCAGCUGCAGAAAACAAGUGACACAGAGACCCAGUGUGAGGUGAUGCAGGAAGUGGUAGAUCUCAUCAUGGAGGAGGACUUUGACCCAGAGCAGAUGUCUGCUCUAGCUUCCUGUCUGGCUGAACUGUUUAAAGAUCACUUCAGAGGAGACGUGCUGCCAGACGACAUCACCGACGAGUCCCUGGAGGAGUCUGUCUCUAAGCCUGUCUGCCUGAUCUUCAGGAACCUGGUCACCAUGCAGGAGGACAACAGCGGCUUCUCUGUUCUGCUCGACAUGCUGGCCGAGUUCUACCAGAAACAGCCCAAGAUAGGCUAUCACCUGCUGUACUACCUGAAGGCCAGUAAAGCAGCCAAUGGGAAGAUGAUGCUGUACGAGUCCUUUGCCCAGGCCACAGCUCUCGGAGAUCUGCACACCUGUCUGAUGAUGGACAUGAAGGCGUGUCAGGAGGACGAUGUCAGACUGCUCUGUUACCUCACUCCCUCCAUCUACUCAGAGUUUCCAGAUGAGACGUUGAGAAGUGGCGAGCUGCUCAACAUGAUCGUUGCUGUCAUCGACUCCACACAGUUACAGGAGCUGAUGUGUCACGUUAUGAUGGGAAACCUGGUGAUGUUCAGGAAAGACUCAGUCCUCAACAUCCUCAUCCAGUCUCUGGACUGGGAGACCUUUGAGCAGUACAGCACCUGGCAGCUGUUCCUGGCUCACAGCGUUCCCCUGGAGACCAUCAUCCCCAUCCUGCAGCACCUCAAGUACAAAGAACAUCCGGAGGCCUUGUCCUGUCUGCUGCUGCAGCUCCGCAGAGAGAAGCCCAGUGAGGAGAUGGUGAAGAUGGUGCUGAGUCGGCCCUGUCACCAUGACGACCAGUUCACCACCAGCAUCCUGAGACACUGGGCAUCAAAACAUGAUGACACGCUGGGGGAGCACAUCAAGGCCCAGCUGAUCAAGAACAACAACCAGCCACGCAAGAGACAGAGUCUGCGCAGCUCCAGCAGUAAACUGGCCCAGCUGACUCUGGAACAGAUCCUGGAACAUCUGGACAACCUCCGGCUGAGCCUGAGCAACACCAAGAACAACUUCUUCACUCAGACUCCGAUCCUUCAGGCUCUGCAGCACGUUCAGGCCAGCUGUGAUGAAGCACACAAGAUGAGGUUCAGCGACCUGUUCGCCCUGGCCGAGGAGUACGAGGACUCUCAGGCCAAGCCGCCAAAGUCCCGCCGGAAGGCGCCGGCGUCCUCGCCACGCUCCCGGAAAGGAGCCGCGCCGCCCACCAACGAAGAAGAGAGCGCCUCCAGCAGCGCCUCGGAGGAGGAAGACUCGAAGCCCAAAGCUCCGAAGAGGAAGAGGAAAGGCUCGUCGGCCGUGGGCUCUGACAGCGACUGAUCUGACCACGGAGACCGUCAGCCAAUCAGCUCGCUCCGGCUCCAGAAGAGGCCCCGCCCCCUCCCGACGACACGCACUGACCGCCGCGGGGGGGGGGCUCUGAGACGCCGCAGACUGUUUUUAAACCCGUGCGGCGAACUGACUUUCACAGGACGAGACUCUCACGCUGUUUCCAUGGAGACGGGGCUAAGAAAGGUCACCGCGUGGCUCCCAUGUGGCUGUUUUUUUUUCCCACAAUGCACUUUGAGGAGGAAACCACGAACUUUUGGGAACCGACAGAUUUUAAUACUGGGAAUGUGAUGAAGAUGAUGAUGAUGAUGAUGAUGAU